CUGCAAACCAGCCUUAUUAUUUAAGUCACACGCGGUAAAGUACAUGGAGUUCUUUUCGAUCAGAUUUCUUUUUUUUUUCCCCCUCUCUCCCCAAAACGCAUCAUGUAAUACAUCAAUUUAAAGCGCUUUUCAUGCCAUUCACAGAACUAAAAACCUAUUUUAAAUAGUCCCAAAAUAUUACCGUUAAUUAAAGGUGGAGCCCUUAGGAAAAUGUUCUGAACUUCAUCGCUUAACUAAUAAUGGUAGUAUAUGGUAAGUACAAAAAGGGUUAAAUCAAAAAUCAUUGAUAGUACACUGCAAAUUUAUAACGUCCUAAACAGAUUAUAUAUUAAAUCUAGUCAAAUUUCUCCAUCUUGUUUUGAGUGUUACAGACAGUAAAUAUCACUAUUUGUUCUUAUUAAACCCCAUACAUCUAAAAGUUGGUCAUUUUUCACCUAAAUCAAGAAAAAUCUGCUUUCACGUAAUCUUUUGAACAAUAUAUUCAUGAAUUAAGAACAUUUCUAAAAAGCUUUUUUUUUUUCUAUUAUUAUUUUAUUUUUAUUUGUAUUUUUUGUAAAGAUUAAGUAUUCUACUACAACCCCUAGCAAAAAGUGAAUCACCAGUCUCGGACGAGCACUCACUCAGACAUUUUAUUAUGUAGAACAAACUGGGAUAAAAUGCUGGAAAAAAUAAAGAGUUGCAUUUUGAAGUAAUUCAUUAGCAUUCAGAAACACUAAAAGAAAUGAAUUAAAAAACAUUGUGGUGGUCAGUAAAUGUUACUUUUAUAGAGAAGGUGCAGGGAAAUAUAGAAACACUUUAUUCUGAGGAAAGAUAUAUGGAAUCAUGAGAAAUAAAGAAAUAACAAUCAAAACACAUAUGUAGUAUUCAGUUGCACCACCCCUGUAUGGAGGACCAGGAGUGCAAAAAUUCAAUAAAUAAAUACACGAUUAAAUAAAUAUUUAAAAGUGUCAAUAAAAUGCUUUUAUUUCAAUAUUUAUUUAUUUAUUUCAAUUUUUAUUUAUUUAUUUCAUCGUUUAUUUAUUUCAAUUUUUAUUUAUUUAUUUCAUCAUUUAUUUAUUUAUUUCAACAUUUAUUUAUUUCACUUUUUAUUUAUUUCAUUCUUGCACUCUUGUUCCCCGUGUGGCCGCAUGAAAUAAUUUUAUCUGUCAUUGGCUCAUCAAACCCGGUGGGCGGGCGUGAACUAGGCGGGGUUUGAGUUGAUCGAGUAAUAAGCGAUUGCUUCGUCCCAUUUCUUCCCAACGUGGCGGCAUUUUCUGAGAUUUUGCAUGAGCUCUCUUGGGACGUUAGAUUUCUCAGAACAAAUUGAAGCAGGACAUUUGGACCCUGAGUACGUGUCCUACAAAACACAGCAAUCAAUUAACGUUAUUGGCAUCAUCUCGGCUCUGUCAGAUCAAGAUGUUGAUCGAGUGUUCGAUAGUUUAGAACUGCGGUCAAGCCAGCCUCCACUCGUAAAAACGAAGUCAAACCAGCCGCCCCUCAUUUGGAUUAUUGUUUGCAUUAUGUGCAUUACGGUAAUGCAAUGCGCUGGCUUCAGAAUGCAAAGAGGUGGCUUCAGAGCGCAAGUCCCUUUAUUAAAUAUAUGGGGAAAAAACGGUGACCUAUUCGACAACAGGUCCACUUUAGAGAGACACUGGAGCACCCCUAGACCCAAACUAAAUCAUUAUCAUGUAAAAAUGAUGUCGGAGUUCAGAGUAAAACUACUUAGAAAACUGCUAGUUAUUUCUGUCAUUUAGCUUUAUUUCAAAACUUGAUUAAAAAAAUAAAUAAAAAAUAAAAUCUGGUAAAUAUCCAAGGACCGUUCCACUUCUGAGUUAUACUAGAGUUUCUCGUAUGCAGACAUCAGCCCGUUUAAAGGCGCUGGCCCGCGCGUUGUAGAAGCCACAGACUGGACUCCACCAUGGGCUGCUGGUGGAGUUCUCCUCAGAGUGUCCUCGAUUAAAUUUGCUGCUUCUCUGAGCAGCGCCAGGCACAUUUUGGACAUAUGUAUGUUUUGCUUGGACAACACGCGAAAUGCGUCAAAGCCCACUACCGCUACGCUGACCACGCUCGUGACGCUACUAAUCUUCAUCGUCUUUGUGAUUUUGAGGGAGCAAUUAUUUUUCAGAUUGUACGGAUCUACACUGCCACCUUAUGUUGUUGUCACCUAUGUCAUCACGACCACCUGAGCCGCCAUCUUUCGUGUAUCUCAGUGACCUGGACUACAUCCGCCCCGGUCACGUUUGUUUUGUUGACAAUUUUGCGGGUAAGCAGCCACGCGAAUGUCACAUCAAAAUGGGAAAAAGCCAGAAGAACGACAAGACUCCUUAUGUGGAGAAGUUUGAAAAGGAAGCGAGAGAUCGAUAUUUGUCAGUUAUGGUGCCUCUGCUGUGGUCUGGAGACCAAAGAUGGCAUGGUUGCGUGUGAUAAUGAGAUCUGCCCCAUUAUUAUUUAACCUGUGUUGGUCUACACCGCAUGAAACAGAUAAAGACAUGUGUUGGUUCUGCUCUCUGUGCUCCACUUAAGUUAGUGGUGGUUGGUAGUUUGUGAUUUGUUUUAACUGACAAUUUGGCAACAUUAAAAGUACCUGGCCAAAGUAGUUAACUGUCGUCCUUUGUAUAAACAUUAUUAUGCGUGUGUGUGUGUAUAUAUAUAUAUAUAAUACAGUAUUGACACAUGCUGUACUUACAAAGAAUAGGAUUCAAGAUGACUUAAUAUGUUUUAUUAAAUACAAUCAAGUCACAACAAAAUACAAAAUAUCAAUAACAGCUAAGUUUGAAAGGCUGAAACGGUUAGCAUAAUAAAUGUUAUAACAGUACAAACUACACAACAGUUGGGCAAAGGUUUGUAAGGGCACCGCAUACAUAAACAAUCUUAUCCAACAAUGUGCAAUCUUCGCCGUCACAUGGCAGAACCAAGUUAAUAGGUAUAGUUCCUGUUGGAUCUUAUACUUCUGGCAAAGAUUACCAAUUACCCGUUCAACAUGGAUCCUCAAAUGUGCUAUCUUCCUAGUCUCCUCCACAUCUCUACCAGCUGACAGCGACCUUUUGUGAACGUAGGGAGUUUGACCUCUGCACAUAACAUACCCACAUGUUCUUGAAUAUCAAAACCUCUGUCAGUCAAGACAAUGUCCCCGGGCAAAAGGUUAUUAAAAAAAAGCACUGUUCAAGGUGAUAUGUUUGUCACUUGUGUGACCACCCCAACCUUUUGAUAUCAAACAAAUUCCCCCCUUUCGUGUGAUUCCAGUUAGGUAUUUCAUGGUGUAGUUAUGCUUGUAACUAGAAAACAUUUGCGCAUGCGCCUUAAGAUUUGAUGGUUUCUCUGUAAAAAUUUUAAAAAACUCAAUAAUCACUGCAACUCUGCGUCUGAAGAACUCAACAAACUCGUGAGGCACUGUUUUAUAGAGUGUUUCUCUGUUGGGCCAAACAAUUGCUCGUCUCAAGUUAGCAUGUAAAAAGGGCACCAUGCCACUGAACACUCAAUACACAGUCUUACGGGAAACAUGGAAUAUGUGUGCAAUGUGUAGUGUAGGCAGGUCCAAACGCAGGCGCAUGAAGGUCAGAAGGAGGGCGCUGACGGCUCCUCCUUUAGCUCACCAACGUCUUCCUCCAUCCUCAAUUUUUCACGCCUACUUCGCCUAGAAGAGUGGUCCACGUUGGUGGGCUGAACACAUGUGUGUCCCAGGCGUAAGUAUGGUGCCCAGUCAGGGUCUGCCUCACUUAUUUCAUAUGCUGGUUUUCCUGAAAUUAUAAAAGUCGUAUCAGUCAUACAACAGGCUAACAUUAGUAACUUAAAAUGGAUUUUAAAGCUUUGUAGUGAGUCUAAACUGGUGGGACCUGCCCUCAUGUGGCACUGAUUUGUAUGCAACAGACUUUUUAUUUAUUUAUUUAUUUAUUUUAAGUUUAACUGAUCAUUAGGCAUAACAAACAAGCAGAAGAUUCUUCUGGUGAUUUAGUAGAUCUGUAGUCUCCUCCACAGUGUGCUUGGUCAAGCAUAUCAGUAGCCUAAGCGGGAGGUAAAUAUCGCAUUUUUUUCUAACACAUCUCCCAUACUUAUAAUCAUUCAUUGUGUGCUGUUACAUCUUCAUUACUACCCUUACUUUGUUACCUUUGAACUGUUUUUUUGUGUACUAGUACCAUACGAUGAACGCCUGUUGCUUAUGCACAGUUAGCCAGUAGGGCUACAGUUAGCCUCUCUUAGACACUAGCGUGGUUAGCCAAAGUAAACAACACAACCACACGCCAUAAGCGUUUGAAUGCAGUCAGUAUCAGUAUCCGAAGAACAUUAACACUUCCAGUUACUUACCUUUAUGGAAAUGUAGGGAACAGACCGACAUGUUUUCAGUUGAUGAAUAAAAAGUGAUGGCCUUUCUUCUCACCGCUGCAACCAUUCGAAGCCUCUUGGUCAACUUCUCUUCCAGGCGGGAAUGCUAAAAAAAAACCCUAUCCCAUCCUUUUUGCAUUCGUUUCUAUCAUGGGACCUAGAAUGGCAGUCUUUCACACAACACGAGUGUACCAUUUUCAACGAUUACCACGCAGAAUGGAUGCCUAGCAAAGGAUCACGUCGCGGGCUUGUUGUUGUUCUGCAAUACACGAAAACCCACAAUGCAUUGCGCCAGAAACGUCACGAGACAAGAACCGUCUCAGGCGUCAAUCUAUUAUCUGAGAUCGACUAGUUAAGACUUGCUUUGCUGAGCAACCAAUCAGACGUUAGAAACUUUGACGAGCAAACGUGACAGAUAAAAUUAUUUCAUGGAUGCACCUCCAGAGGAACAAGAGUGCAAGAAUGAAAUAAAUAAAAAGUGAAAUAAAUAAAAGUUGAAAUAAAUAAAUAAAUGAUGAAAUAAAAAAUAAAUAAAAAAGUGAAAUUAAUAAAUAAAAACUGAAAUAAAUAAAUAAAAAUUGAAAUAAAUAAAAGUUGAAAUAAAUGAAUAAAAAUUGAAAUAAAUAAAAAUCGAAAUAAAAUUUGAAAUAAAUAAAUAUAAAUUGAAAUAAAUAAAAAUCGAAAUAAAUAAAUAUAUAUAAAUUGAAAUAAAUAAAUACAAAUUGAAAUAGAUAUUGAAAAAAAUAAAUAAAUAUUGAAAUAAAAGCAUUUUAAUGAAACUUUUAAUUAUUUAUUUAAUUGUGUAUUUAUUUAGCGAAUUUUUGCACUCCUGGUCCUCCAUACCCCUGGCUUUUAUGACCACGUGCAGUCUCUGAGGCAUGGACUUGAUGAGUAUUCUUCAUCAAUUUGGUCCCAUCUCUCUUUGAUUGCAGUUGACAGAUCAUCCUUGCAGGUCGGAGCCUUGCUGUGGACUAUUUUUUUUUUUUUUUUUUUUCAAUUUCCACCACAGGUUUUCAAUAGGGUUUACAUCUGGGCUAUAUGCAAGCCAUGACAUUGACUGGAUGAGUCUUUCUCUAAGGAAUGUUUUACCAGUUUUAACUCUGCGGCAUGACGCAUUGUCAUCUUGGAAAAUGACAAACAUAUUUUCAAUUGAAGGGAUAAGAAAGUGUAAAAUUUUAAUGUAAAUUUGUGCAUUUUUUAAAAGAUUUAACAACAGUGCCUUUGCCUGACAUGCAGCCCCAUAUCAUCAAGGACUGAGGGAAUUGUGAUGUUUUCUUCAGGCAGUCAUCUUUGUAAAUCUCACUGGAACUGCAUCAAACAAAAGUUCCAGCAUCAUCACCUUGUCCGAUGCAGAUUCUGGACUCAGUCCUUGAUUGCCUCUCCUAAGCCCAUUGCAGUCUUGUUCUUUUCUGUUUAAGUGUCAAUGAUGGUUUCCUUUUAGCUUUCCUGUAUGAAAAAUGUCCUUUUGGCGAUUUUGCACAGUUCUGCCACAUACCUUGACCCCAGCUUCCUCCCAUUUCUUCUUCAUUUGUCUUGUUGUACAUCUUCCAGGCAUGAAAAUCUCUCACCGUUCGGCGAAAUUCGACGUUUUGAAGUCAAAAAGGGUGACCUACGUGAAUUGUUUAGAUCCGAGGAGAAAAUUUUUUAGGGGGGGGGGGGUAGUCGGGAGUAGGCAUGUGCCGGUUAACGGUUUCCCAUGGUAUGAAAAUGUCGCAGUUUGUGUGUCAGUGACGCUAUUCCAGCGAACCCACAAAAACAAACACUCGAAACACAAGGCGUACUUUUCUUCAAUUUAUUGAGCUCUCAAAGCGUGGUAACUGAAAUAUACAAAAUGAAUACAUUUAAAACGUUGUACACAAGUAUUUUUCCAUGUGUGAGUAGCUUCAACAGAUUAGCACCAUGAAAAAGUUAGCCAAAAACAAAACACACAUUUUCCUUUCAAAUUCAAUAUUCAAACUAAAAACUUACAAAGACGAAUGUUAGCCUAGGCUUAGCUGGGAGAGCGACUUCAUUGAGGUUAUAAUCACAGCCGCUGAGUGAGAAACAAGUUUGAAGUGGGGAAAAAUAAUAGCGUCAAAGAUUGCUAAUUGCGACAGAUGAUCUUGCCCUAAGCACAAAUUCACGUUCGCUGGACGAGGAGAGGUAUCACUCUCAAUAUUUUUUUAGAUGAAUGCAUUUGCCAGCAUAUUGAAUUUGGUGAGUAAUGGUUUUAAUCGUUUCAUAUUUUGCGGUAUAGCAAUGUUACUGCCGUUCAUUGCAGCUUGCGUCGAACACUGCCAGAGCUAGCCAAAUCUCUGGUUAAAAAAAAAAAAAAAAAAAAAGCUCCCGUUAAGUUAGCGUCAAACUUGUGUAUUUAACGUUAAUAUAAAACAGGGGUGUCCAAACUUUUUGCAAAGGGGGCCAGAUUUUGUGUGGUAAAAAUUUGGGGGGGUGGGCCGACCUUGGCUGACGUCCUUUAUGUAUUAUCUAUAUCGAACAAUAUAUUUAAGCAAAUUUCAGCAAGCCAUUCUGUGUGUCACAUUUGCUUUAUUAUUUUUUUAAUUAAUAAUUUCAACAAUCCCGCAACUAACCUUUGUGGCAUUCUCUUUCCACUGUCGGGCUCUUGCGAAAUACUGCUGCUGUGAAAUUAAACUAGCUUCAAGUUGCUUCAAUUUCUCGCUACGUAUCGUCACUGCAAUCUUGUCGUACAGGUCACCGUGUCUUGUUUGGCAAUAUCGCCUCACAUUGAAUCCUUUAAAAACAGCAACUGCUUUUUUGCAAAUGAGGCAGACCGUUGUUGCGUAUUUUAGUGAAGAAACAGUCCAAUUUCCACCUAUCCUUGAACCGUCGGCCGUUGCAGUCAUCUUUUUUGUUGUUGUUGUUGAUUGUCGCCAUUUUAGAAAAUUGGGAGUAAAGGGCCACAUGGGGUAAUGUUGCUUAGAGUGCUGCUGCCUUUUCGUGGGUAAAUGUGGAGCAGCAUUUAGUGUGUAAGAUACUUCAUACGCUGGUAGCAGUUCUGCUGACGAAUUUAUAAAGUCUGUUUGUGGGCCAGAUGUUAUUGAUUUUAUGACAGAUGCUGGGGGCCGGAUGAAAUUUGACCACGGGCCGCAUUUGGCCCCCGGGCCGGACUUUGGACAUGUCUGAUAUAUAAGAAGAGACGCAAGCUUCUCUCUAAUAUCACUGUAAUUGGUAUUUCAGGGACGUGUAGCGCCUUUUUUUCAGUGCGACAUUUGUGUACAGUGUUGAACACCUACGUAACUCGUUUAGCUAACUUCAAAGUAAACUUUGUUUCUAAAUAAAACAUGGCCAGCACAAGGUAUAUGUGUGUCUGUGUUUUUUGAGUUUUUUUAUUACCUUUUCAUUCCCUUAAAAAAUAUCUUUCGCCUGUAUUACCCUCUCAUACUUUUAACCAUUGUUUUUUGUGGUAGCUUUAAAGCAUUUGACCACAUUAGUCACAUAGCCUAUUUAAACCAUCCUUAUUUGAUAUAACUACAUUUGAAUCUUUUUUUAGUACGUUCUACCUGUAUGCAUCUAAACAAAACAAGUUGACAGCACACGGUAGUACUUUGGGUGUCAAAUUCGCCUCAUAUAGGAUUUUUCGCUGAUGUAGGACAUUUUGGCAGAACGCCGGAACAUAUGUCCUCCACACCCUUCUCACCUUUUUAACCCCUGACCCAUUUUCAUGCCGGAUCUUCUGUUUUCAAGACCUUUAGUUGUUUGUCGUGACGUUUGGAUGGCUUCCUCAGUCUACCAGUACACCUAACUUCAAAUACUUUGCCAUGCUGUUUGUACUUGGUCCAGCUUUUUGUUACAGCUGACUGUGAACAGCCCACAUCUUUGGCAACCAUACGUGUAGCGUUACCCUCUUCAAGAAAAUUGAUAAUCCUCUCCUUGGUCUCCAGAGACAUCGCUCUUGUUGGAGCCAUGAUUCUUGUGAAUCCACUUGUUCCAGCAGCCCUCCAAGGUGUGAUAACGGCACUGUUUUUAACUGCUUACUAACGAGCAUACUGUAUCUAAUCUGAGGCAGGGGCUCAAUUAAGGAAAGGUAAUUGACUGGGUGUAUCUGUAAUUUCUACUCAAAGUGAGUCCAUAUUUUUUUUCUUCACAGUGGAGUGAUUCUAUAUUUCCCUGCACGUGCUCACUAAAAGUAAUAUUUACUGACCACCACAAUGUUUUUAUUCUUUUCUUUUAAUGUUUCGGAAUGCCAAAGAGUUGCACUUUUCAUUCACAAUUCAUUAUUUUUUCAAGCUUUUAAUCUGAGUUUGUUUUACAUAAUAAAAUGUCUGAGUGAGUGCUUGUCCGAGACUGGUGAUUCCAUACUUUUUUUCUAGGGGUUGUAUAUAGACAAGUUUCCAGAGCGAAAUAUGGGCGGCGCCAUUUUGGAAAAUAUUUGCUCCGAACUUUCGGUUUAGAAAGAACAACAUGAAUAGGAAAUGGGACAUACUAUGUCAUUGUUUGGGUACGCCGCCAUGUUGGUAACAUGAAUUACUUCCGGUCCAGCAGACUCAUCGCAGAUUGUAAUUUGUGGUUGUGCUAAGAUAAUUCCUUCGUUGUAUUUAAAAGAAAAAAAUGGGUGUACAAUGUUGUGUGACUGGGUGCAGCAGCGCCUCCCACAACGGAAAAGGGGUGAAGAAAACUGCACUCACUUUUCACUGAUUUCCUGCAUGGAGGACCAUUAAAGGGGACUAAAUAUAGGCGUGACGGAUGGCUUGAGCUGCGGCGGUUCGUCCGAAAAGCAUAUCUUUUCCCCAUAUUUCUGCUGGAAUGAGAGCGUGUUCCCGUCAUUUCUACUCUGGCGAUAACAUAGUGGAGAUUGGGGCCAACUGGAUCCACGGGCCUUCCGAGGAGAACCCGGUGUUUUGUUUGGCACGGCAAUAUGGCCUGCUGGAUCCAGAUGCCCUCACCCCGGAGAACCAAGCGAUGGACGUUAGAGGACAUCCUCCAUGGAUCCCCAAUGUCUUCACCAGUUCAGGUCGCAAGUUGAACUUCGAGGAUGUUUACCCCGCUGUGGAGAUGUUUGGUGAGCUUAUGGAAGAGAGUGCAGAGUUUCUGGAGAAGGGCGGAGAACCCUGGCCCAGCGUAGGCCAGUUCAUACGUGCGGAGGUGUUACAAAGAUCAGCAGAGAAGUGGAAAGAAGACAAUGCAAGCUCCUUGAAGCGCUCUAUGAUCAGCACCAUGUUAAAGGUGGAGUGUUGUGUUAAUGGUACUCACAGCUUGGAUGACCUAGGCCUGGGUGUGAAUGGCCUCUAUAAAACUAUUUUGGGACUUGACUGCACCUUCCCAGGAGGUUACGAAGGUCUAGUAAGAAACCUGAUGUCGGAGAUGCCCGCUGAUCUGGUGACCUACAACCAGCCUGUUCGCUGUAUCCACUGGAACAACUCUGGCAAGAAAGACGUGAAAGUUGAGUGCGAGGACGGGAAGAUGGUGGCUGCUGAUCACGUGAUUGUCACAGUUCCUUUAGGUUACUUAAAGAAGCACUUUACCUCACUGUUUCAUCCUCCUCUUCCUCUGCACAAAAUGCUUUCCAUCCAGAGGAUGGGUUUUGGUACCAACAAUAAAAUAUUUGUGGAAUUUGAUUCACCCUGGUGGGAUAAAGACUGCCAGGUCAUCUAUAUGGUGUGGGAAGAUGAGGACGCCAUGAUGGACCAGGUGAAUGAUAUUCCAGGAUCCUGGAUAAAGAAAUUGUUCGGCUUUACUGUGUUGAAACCUACCGAAAGGUUUGGCCAUGUUUUAUGUGGCUGGAUUGCUGGGCAUGAAGCAAGUUACAUGGAGACAUUGUCUGAACAGGAGGUCCUGAAUGCUGUCACACAACUCGUGCGCAGGUUCACUGGUAAUCCCAUUAUCACUCCACGGAGAGUCCUAACCUCCAAGUGGUUUCACGACCCCUGGACAUGCGGAUCGUACAGUUAUCCUGCAAUAGGUUGCUCAUUGCAGGAUAUUGAGAACAUGAUGGAGCCUUUGCCAUCCAAGCAAUCACUCUCACAACCGCUGCAGGUGUUGUUUGCUGGAGAAGCGACUCAUCCCUGCUACUUCUCCACUGUGCAUGGAGCUCUUCUCACUGGCUGGAGGGAAGCUGACAGGCUCCUCGCUCAUUAUUCCUCUACUCAGCCAGCACAGCCACCCAAGUCAAAGCUUUGAAGGAAAUGUGCUGUUUAGACAUGCACGUUUUUUUUAUUUCAAUGUAGCUUGAUUUCAAUGUUGAUACAGAUUAAUAUAUCUACUGUAAGAACAAUUGCCGCCGCUUCGGAUGCCAACAUUAGAUUUGAAAGAAUGAGAAAUGCAACCCCCUUUUCACAUCAGUUAAAAGGUUUACUACAUAACUAUCUGCACUACUACACUCAUCAUUCAAGUACAGUGUUAUUAAGCUUUACACACAGCUACAAGUCUGUCUAUAAGCCAUUCAUAUACUGUUUGAAGUUGUGUGUUCAUAACAUGUAAUUAUUGGGUCUCAUUUCAGAGUAUGAUCAUAAUUUCUUUUUCAUUAAGAUCUAAUCUAAGAAAAAUAUAAUGUUCUAUUUUGCUUUGAGAGUUUUGCAUUUUCACAUCUAAAUUCUGCCAAUAUUCCACUGCAUUUGAUCUUACCAUCACCAUUAUGUUUGUCUCAACCAAGGGCGUAGGUUUGGUCUCAACAUUGACAUAACAGCAUAACCUGCAUGGACACUUUUUGCUGGGGAGGGGACGUUAAUAAGACCAAACACAUUAGGUGAACGAGGGUCAGGGCUACAUUUCUCACAACUACAGUGGUAUGAAAAAGUAUUUGAACCUUUUGGAAUUUCUCACAUUUCCAUUUAUAUCCCAGUGCGGCUUAUCUAUGAACAAAUGUCGUUUUCGUGUCAAAUUUGGUGGGUGGCGGCUUUAAGUCAGGUGCGCCUUAUAGUGCGAAAAUUAUGGUAAAACAAUGGCCAAGAAUGGUGUUCAUGGGAGGACUCCAUGGAGGAAGCCACUGCUGUCUAAAAAAAACCUUGUUGCUUGUUUAAUGUUCGCAAAAAAGGCGCUUGGACACUCCACAGAAGUUUUGGCAAAAUAUUUUGUGGACUGAUUAAACCAAAGUUGAAUUGUUUAGGAGUAUCACACAAUGUCAUGUGUGGAGGAAAAAUGAAACAGCUCACCAACAUCAACACUUCGUCCACACCGUGAAGCAUGGUGGCGGGAGCAUCAUAAUUUGGGGCUGUUUUGCUACCUCAUAGCUUGGACAACUUGUAAUCAUUAAUGGAAGAAUGAAUUCAAAAGUUUAUGAGGAUGUUUUGCAGGAAAAACCUGAGGCCGUCUGUCAGACCUUUGAAGCUUAAAAGAGGACGGAUGCUGCAACAAGACAAUGAUCGAAAACACAAAAGUAAAUCAACUUCAGAAUGGUUUCAGAAGAACAAAAUACACGUUGACACGAGAAUGCCAAUACUUUUGUUCGACCCAUUUUUGAAGUUUUGUGUAAAAUGAUAAUGAUUUAAUUUGUUUUCCCAUUCUCUUUUGUGUUAUUUCAUUGCAAGCAAAACAAAUGAAGAUAUUAUUACCAAACCAUUUGUAAUUGCAAUCAUUUUCAGGGAGAAACUGAGCAUUAUCUGACAGAAUUGCAGGGGUGCCAAUACUUUUGGCCAGCAGUGUAAAUGCAAAUUUACGAGUGAAAAAAACCUAUGUUUACUGCCUUUCAUAACGAACUCCUUUCCUCUCCUUUACUAAAAGCCUUGAAAUAAUGAACAGUAAAAUGCGCUGAAACAUGUUAAUUUUUUUGUAAAAUAUGACUUAGAAAAAUACCCUUGCAAUUUUAUUGUUAUUAUUAUUAUUUUUUCUUUUUUCUAUACUCUGUAUCCUAUAGCAUGCACCGGUUCAAAGUUGUCAUAAAAAGUA
Molecule: messenger RNA, 12120 nt
Organism: Corythoichthys intestinalis (scribbled pipefish)
Lineage: Eukaryota; Metazoa; Chordata; Actinopteri; Syngnathiformes; Syngnathidae
Product: peroxisomal N(1)-acetyl-spermine/spermidine oxidase-like
Exons: 10
Coding region: 9043-10416 (457 amino acids)
Molecular function (GO): polyamine oxidase activity
Source: RefSeq, a predicted model, not a curated record